This is a messenger RNA of Stomoxys calcitrans (stable fly), 674 nucleotides long. RefSeq lists its product as uncharacterized. The record is from RefSeq and is a predicted model, not a curated record. The transcript is spliced from 3 exons. The coding region runs from base 87 to 611 and encodes 174 amino acids. NCBI's taxonomy places the organism in Eukaryota, Metazoa, Arthropoda, Insecta, Diptera, Muscidae.
UGGUGGUGUUUUGUGAACUUUAAACUUUUUAUGAUUUUGAAUUGUCUAUUUGAGAUCUGCAAUAGAAAGACUGAAGUUCGAACGCAAUGACUUGUGCAACAAUCUUGUUGAAGUGCCUUAUUCUCCCACUUCUUUAUCAAGAGGUCAAUGCGGAAUUUGUAAUAGAAUGGGUUAAUUGUACCUCUGACAAUCAUGAAAUUUCGAGAUACGAAGUGUGUUCGGUGAGCUCUAACAAGCGAAAUCAACAGACAUUUUCGUAUUAUGCGAAAAUUUUUACAACCGUCUCAGCUUGUGAUACAAGGGUGGAAAUCAUUUACUUAACACCCCCCAAGCCCUUAACUCUGGCCAAUAUCUCCUUUGAUGCCUGUGAGUUAUUAAAAGGUCGCAAGCGAUUUGUGGCAGCCAAGCGAUUGUUCGACAUAAUUGAAAAGCAUAUUAAUUUCAAUCACACCUGUCCCUAUAACCAUGAUGUUUUUGGCACAAAUAUUACACUGGCUCCAGAAAAACUUCCAUUCCCAAAGCCGCAUGGAAAAUAUUCCGUCAAAAUUUCUUUCUAUGUUAACGGCAAGGCGAAUACAAUGAUGGUCGCUGGUGUUGGACGUGUUAUGUAAUCUAAACUUGAAGCUUGUGUCAAUGGUCGCAAAUAUAAUCUUUUGUCUAUUAUCUUAAAAUGA